CCUCCUCGUCCUAAGAAGCAGAAUUAGCCACUGGAAUCUCAUGCACUUGUUUCCUACGCUGCCCGAGAAAGAGCUGACGGCAUGAAGGGACAACACAGAGAAAAUGCAAAGAAGCACACAGAGAGGGAUUAAGAGGAAUCUGAAAAGUGUAUGAUAAAGAGGGAGCCUCUGAGGAGGAUGAAGACGCUGAACAUCAAGCCGCCUGCUGUUUGAUGCAGCUACAGUGUGGGCAUGUGGCUGCCUGUGCCGAGCAUUUCCCUCUCCACUCCACAGCUGACUGGCGUGAGGUCUGCGCUCAUGUCUGCACUCCGUGCUACUUUAUUUAUCUCUUCACAGUAACGUGAGCGUACUUUUAUUUAUUCCACCUCAAAGGGGACCUCUGUGUGUAUUACUUUAUGCUGGCUGACAGGCUGACAUUUGGAUUCUCUACUGGUCGAAGGAUCUGGAUCACUUCGAUUCUCGUGAAGAACAGAGGAGACCAAUGUGGUGCUCAGUCAGAGCUGCUGUUGUGCUCCUCCUCUGGCAACAGCUGGCCCCUGAACAAGAGACGUGUGCUGAGAUCUGAAGGAGAAACAUCUCAUGUGGACAAGGCGAGCAGGCGAGGAGACACAUCGUAGGGAUGCAAAGUGAAGGUUGUGAUGCCCGGACGUCUUUUCCACAUUGACUUUUAAGAGCCAGAAGAGUUGAGGCACUUGAGGCUUGAGUCACGCCAGUAGCCGAUCGAGGGAGAGAAGUGUCGAGCAAGAAGAUAACGUGGGAAAGAGAAGUUGACAGUGGAAGGAUACAGGAUGAUCUUGGGAAGCGUAAACCGACCGGGGCCGGUCCCUGCCUUCCUCAGGAGCCCGCCUGUCAUCCCAGCCCCGCUGGACAUGAAGCCCUUUCUCCAGUUCCCCCUGGAGUCACCUCACCCGGCCAGCAUCGGCCUCUUCCACAACUUUAAUACAAUGGACCCCGUCCAGAAGGCUGUGAUGACGCACACCUUCGGGCCACCUAUGGUGAAGACAAAGCGGCCAAUCAUCUCCUGCAACGUCUGUCAAAUACGUUUCAACUCAGAGAGCCAAGCAGAGGCCCACUAUAAGGGGAACCGCCAUGCUCGGAGGGUGAAGGGUAUCGAGACAUCCAAGACAGCUCGUCUCCAAGAUGGCGAUAAGCAGCACCCUCCCCCAACUGCUUCGCCUACCCCACCAGGCCCCUCGCCAUCCAGCCCUGAGCCUGAUCCUAAUAAGCAGGAUGACACCCAAUCCUGUCCCAACUUUAACAAGUCACCUCUGACCCCUACCCACCUUCCAACGCUCACCCUCAGCUCAGCAGACGCAGAGUGCCCCCUCUUGUCUUCUGUCAGCACGCCUUUGCCAUCCUCUCCCACCGCCGCCCUCAGCAGCCCCCCUGCAGAUCCGACAGCGGCCGGUCUUCCUGACACCCCAUCCCCAGCACCAAGCCCUUCUUCAGGAGAGUCGGAGGAAGAGAAAGCCAAGAAGCUUCUCUACUGUUCCCUGUGCAAAGUAGCCGUUAAUUCCCUCUCACAACUGGAGGCACAUAACAAAGGUACCAAACACAAAACCAUUCUGGAGGCUCGGAGUGGACUGGGACCCAUUAAAGCAUACCCGCGACUGGGUCCUAAACCCAGCCCAGAGCAAGGAGGGGAGCUGUCCUCUGACCCCAACACUCAGGAACGCACCUUCCACUGUGAGAUCUGCAACGUCAGAGUCAACUCAGAGCUGCAGCUUAAACAGCAUAUAUCAAGCCGGAGACAUCGGGACGGAGUUGCGGGGAAACCUAAUCCUCUUCUCAGUCGGCACAAGAAGCGCACAGACUUUAUGGAACUUCCAAAAACUCUGGGGGCCGGACUUUUACCAAGUCCCCUGGCUGUUGCUGCAGCGAUGGCAGCUGCAGCCUCCUCCAAUCAACUGGCACUACGUCCUCCCUGCCCAACUUCCCAUCACCAUCCCCAUCAUCACCUCCUACAGGGAACACCCCUCAGCCUGCUGAGGCCCGCUCCCGGUCCCAUCCGCACCACGCACGGGCCAAUACUCUUCACCCCUUACUGACGGCACGAGAAAGAGGACAAAUCAGGAAGAAGCACACUGUGAAGUGGAGGCCUGCAACCAUGUGCCAUCAAGAGCCAAACCAGCUGGUGUGGCUCCGGCUGGUGUUUCAUCACGGAAAAAAACAAUAUGACUAGAUAUGACUCUUCAUGGUGCGUACUGUGGUUGCAGACCGCUACUGUUAUGUUGACAGGAAGAACCAGAGAUAACUGACGAAUCUCAGAUACUUCAAAGAGACCAUAUGUUUCAUCCUCCCCAGUUUCUCUUCAUCGCUCUUCACUGUCUGCCAAUCAUAAUAGACUCUGCAGAUAGUUUGAAGAGGAACUUAUAAACAGGUUUUUAUCAAGUAUGGACUUCUCUGACCAUCCUCCAAUCUGCAACUGACUAAUUAUCUUCCUCUAACAUAUGAUCCACUGUAUCCGACUCAAAAACCCUACCUCUCUUAAGUUUUAGCGUCCACCUCUGCAAGAAUUCAUUACAUAUCCAAAGCAGUAAUGUUAUCAGAAAAAUGCCCGCUGGGUUAGAUAUAGUAGUUGCCUCUAAUGUUAGCUGGCAUCAUGUUGUAGCUGUCACAGUAUAGUGGACUGUAAAGUUCUGUCUUUGUGGCCUAUAAAGAGAAAAUGGCACCAAGCAUUUACGUACCAUUUCUGCAAACAUUUCUCUGUACUGUAUGUCUACAUUUCCACUUCUGGCCUGUCUGAGCUAUAUUUACCUCUGUGGGAAAAGAAACAGGAAGUCAAAGAGGAACAGCAAAAGAGUAGAAAUAACAUUAUGUCUUUAAACUAUACUGAUGCAUACAUCAGCUGGAUUUAUGGUUUGGCAAAGGUUGUUGGGAAGAAUUCCUUCUGGUGCACUAUGCAGCUAUCGGUAUUUAUUCUAAUGCUCUGUGUAAAAUGCAGCAAGUUGGAGUAAAUAAGAAUACAAUGAAAGGAAAACCCAAUGCCAAGUUAGUGAAGAUCAAGAUGCAACCAUGUCCAGGUAAAUAGUUCCUCUAAUGAGUCCCUAGAUUCUCCCUGAAUGGCCACUGACAACAACCAUGUGUGCACCAAGUCCCACAAAGCACAUAAACAAGCCGUGAGUAGUCUACAUGUAAAUGGCUUGAACACAUUUAUGAUGACGACGAGCUAUCUUUUUUUUUUUUUUUUCCAUCUGCACCUCCGCUGUGCAAAGCAGAAAUGUUUCAGUGUCUUAAUGGUAUAGUUUCAACACUGUGAGCACAGCAUGACAAAAUGGUUUAUUUACUUUGGUAGCAGGUAUUUGCAUUAUGUGCACAUUUGAUUAUAACAGACCACAUUUUCACCACAAUCCCAUACGAGGAGUGUGAAAAACCGUGGGAUGGAAAAACACCAGCAUUAAGUUACAGAAAAAGACGAAAGGACCACAUACACAGAUGAGUAGUAUGCAAAAAAAAAAUCAAAACAAAAAAAAAAGAAGCAACAUACCAUAUUUUGGUAGUAUCAUAGGCCUGUAGUGGGAUAAAAAUGUUUAGUUUGUCUGCUCUGCCUCGUGUGCUCGGACUCUACAUGACCUUGAACUCUCCCAGUGAAAACUGUUCAUGAUGAAACAUUAGAGGGAAGCUUUAGGAAACGGAAACUGUAGCAAUACUUAAAGCACUCCUGCUAACUUUUCUUGUUAACUGCAAUAAAAAAGAAAAUGUCUACAAAUGUAUGAAUUGUUAUUUAGGAGAAGUGUAUUGAAACUGUACGUGUAGAUUAUUAAUAGGUAGGUACGGUACAUGUUGGGGCUUCCUAAUUGUUAAACUAAAACAAAAUUAUAUAGAAAAAUUAAGUUUGAGUUUAUGGUUGUAAGCAAUGUUGAUUUGUGAUUUUUUUUUUUCAUUUUUUUCAAAUGUAAUGAGAUAUAAGAGUACCAAUAAAUCACAAAUGCAA
Molecule: messenger RNA, 3934 nt
Organism: Larimichthys crocea (large yellow croaker)
Lineage: Eukaryota; Metazoa; Chordata; Actinopteri; Sciaenidae
Product: zinc finger protein 385A
Exons: 9
Coding region: 789-2048 (419 amino acids)
Cellular component (GO): nucleus
Molecular function (GO): nucleic acid binding; zinc ion binding
Source: RefSeq, a predicted model, not a curated record